Molecule: messenger RNA, 1148 nt
Organism: Medicago truncatula (barrel medic)
Lineage: Eukaryota; Viridiplantae; Streptophyta; Magnoliopsida; Fabales; Fabaceae
Product: transcription factor PAR1
Exons: 1
Coding region: 275-718 (147 amino acids)
Biological process (GO): regulation of DNA-templated transcription
Source: RefSeq, a predicted model, not a curated record
AAAACUUGGGUGUUUCUUCUUUGUAAUAUUGUGUAUAUUGUGAGUCCAAAACCAGUGGGACCAGCUUCGUUGGCAUUGACAUUUCUAGACCUCAACAAUAAUUUAACAUCUUCCUCUUCUUCCCUCACCCUUCAAUAUAGCAUUAGCACCCUCAUUCAUAUCAUAUAACUCUCAACAUUCAUUCAUAAUUAACCCUCACUCACAAUAAUAUUAUUAUUACUCCUAAGUAACGUUACUAAUAUAUUAUAUUAUAUUAUAUAUAUACAUAUAAUCCAUGGAAGAAGAAAACAUGGAAGAAGAGAGAAACAGAAUCAUACCAACAUUUAUCAACAAAAACAUGAACACUACUACUACUCAAGGUGUUCAAAAGUCUCUGCAUGUUUUACGGCGAAGCCGAAGACGGUGCACAGAAGGUGGUGGUGGCAGCAAGGAAAAGAUGUUGAUAAAAGAAGUUGCUAUGAAUGAUUGUGCUGUUGAGGAGAAAGAAAAGGAAGAAAAAGAAGAUGAAGAAGAAGGUAGUGAUGAUAGAGAAGAAGUAGAGAGAAAGAUUCAUGCAUUGCAGAGGAUUGUACCUAAUGGUGAGUCUUUUGGUGUGGACAAGCUUUUUGAUGAAACUGCUGGCUAUAUUGUUGCUUUACAGUAUCAAGUCAAAGCAUUGAAAGCUCUUACUGGUUUCUUUGAAAAGUUGGAGAAGGACAAGACUAAACUUGGAGGUUGAUAGAUAUAAAUCAUUUCUUCAUCAAUUUCAACAUCUUCAAUCAUCAAUCCAUCAUAUCAAUAUGGAAUGAAUUCCUUAGGUUAGAGAGGUUCUUUUGUUUUUUUUUUCUUUGUUAAUUUUUUCAUAGACUCAUUAGUUUUAUUUAGAUUUUUUUUAAUUUUAUUUUUGGGUUAUUUUGUUGUACUUUUGGUUAAUUGGGAUCAAGAAAAAUAUUUCCCAUUUCUUAGAUUUUUUUAUUUCAAGUUUAAAUCCUUUUUUUGAAGUUUUAAUUUUAUUUGACAUGUUUUUGUGACUUUAUAUUGAUGUUUCUUGAUAGUUUAUUAUCAUCUUGUUUCUAGGCAAAAAAGAGGUUUGAGUAGGUAACAUGGUAUUGCAUCACACAAAUGUAGUUACGAGAUUUAGGAAAUUUUUAUAGGAAUCAAUUUUCUGA